Nezara viridula (southern green stink bug) is the source of this 5515-nucleotide messenger RNA. The record is from the annotation of a GenBank genome assembly. NCBI's taxonomy places the organism in Eukaryota, Metazoa, Arthropoda, Insecta, Hemiptera, Pentatomidae.
UAAGAUGAGCACUCACAACGACAGCCUCGGGUGGGCCAAUGGCUCCGGCAACUUCAGCCUCGAGGAGCCGGAGAACCAGUUCAUCCUCCCCUGGUGGAAGCAGCUCAUCUGGACCUUCCUCUUCGCCGGCAUGGUCAUCGUGGCCACCGGGGGCAACCUCAUCGUCAUCUGGAUCGUCCUGGCCCACAAGAGGAUGAGGACCGUCACCAACUACUUCUUGGUGAACCUGGCCAUCGCCGACGCAAUGGUCUCCAGCCUCAACGUCACCUUCAACUACACCUACAUGGUCAACAGCGAUUGGCCCUUCGGUCGCCCCUAUUGCAAGAUCAGCCAGUUCGUCGCCGUUCUCUCGAUAUGUGCCAGCGUCUUCACUCUCAUGGCCAUCUCCGUUGACAGGUACAUGGCGAUCAUGCACCCCCUGAGACCCCGGAUGGGAAGGAGGAUGACGCUCUGCAUCGCCGCUGGGAUCUGGGUCAUCGGUUCGGCCUUCUCCCUCCCGAUGCUCAUCUUCUUCACGACGUACACCCAGGACUUCACCAACGGCGACCAGAGGGUCAUCUGCUAUGCCGAGUGGCCCGAUGGCUCCACGACAGAGAGCUACCAAGAGUAUCUAUACAAUGUCCUGUUUAUGGUGAUGACUUACUUCAUUCCAAUUGGUUCGAUGGGCUACACCUAUGUUAGGGUAGGCAUCGAACUCUGGGGAAGUCAGAGUAUUGGCGAAUGCACUCAACGCCAGCUGGAAAAUAUCAAGUCUAAAAGAAGGGUGGUAAAAAUGAUGAUGGUGGUAGUAGCAAUAUUUGCAGUUUGUUGGCUCCCUUUCCACAUAUACUUCAUCAUUACGUCACACAUGCCAGAAAUCAUCAACCUUCCAUACAUACAAGAAGUAUAUUUAGCGAUAUACUGGCUAGCCAUGUCCAACUCAAUGUACAAUCCUAUGAUAUAUUUUUGGAUGAAUACCAGGUUUAGACGUGGUUUCAAACAAUUCUUUUCAUGGUGCCCAUACGUUCAAGUACCUCCAGAAGGUUUAACUCGAAGGGAAGCAGUCACCACGAGAUUCAAUUAUUCUUGCUCAGGUUCACCAGAAGCCAACUAUCGCAUCAACAGAAAUGGAACUUUACAACGGACCUCAAUGGCUAACUCAUCAUUUGAAACUGAGAAGACAAUUUGUGAAAGCUACAGCUAUGCUAGUUUUAAAAGGAAAAGAUGGAAUUCUAACGACCCUUCUUGACAGGAACCUCGCAUCAGACGGACAAAUUCAUCAGGACAAACAUGGAUCUAACUGGCUAGUGAUGCUGGUUUAUUUUUAAGCACACUCAAAUUAUAAGUUUACUUAUUUAUGAAAAAACUCUUAAGUUAAUUUUUUUAUCUUUGAUUACAAUUUAUAUUUCCGUGUUUAUAGUAGUUAAUGAUGUAAAACCUUUAUUAAAACAGUUGCCAAGUAAUGGAGGUUGUUGAGAGGAGAGGGAAAUGAAAGUUUCGUAUUUGAUUUCAUAAAUUUUACAUUAAUGUGAGACGGUAGUCACAAAAGGGAUACAAAGUCCACAAAGUGAAAAAUAAAAAUAAGACAUUUACAUUUUCAUUAAUAUGAAGAAAAAAAUUAUUAUAGUUUACAAGUAUUUCGUUAGAACACUUGAAACAAUACUUUCUUCAUUAUGAGGCAAAUAAUAGAAAAACCUAUUUUUUUAUCUUCAAAUCUCCAUCCGAAUCUUUCAUGAUAGUGACAAUUAGCAGAUAUGUUGUUAUGUUAGAAAAUGGCAUUUUAGGCAUUAGGAAGAAUAGCACCCAGCAGCACCUCUUCCCUGGUGUUUGUUUACUUUCUUAAAUUAGAAAGGGAGAUCUCUCAUCCUGCUUCUUUUCAGUCAGCUUCUGAUGAGCAUGUCAGUUGUAGCCAUGUCGUAUAUAAUAAUAUAAGUAAAUGUAUUGAAGGUGACAAAAAUUAUUUUGAACAAAAAUAAAAUUAUAUUGACAGUUGACUGUCAUAGAUAUAUUGAAGAGAAAUUGGUUGGGGUUUUCUUUGUCUCUUGACACUUUUCGAGGUAACAGCCUUGUUCAAGGCCUGAAACAUUGGCACAAAGGAAAUAAAAAUAAAUAUAAUUUAUUUAGUUUUACUUUGUAUGUUUACUGACAUUUUAUGAAAAUCCCAACUUCUCUUCAGAAAUAAAAUUAUUUAAGUUGUUUUUUCUUUAAUUUGCUUCAUACCCUAGGAACAGACAUUUCAUACAUUCCAACCCAAUAAAAAUCCAAAUUUAUUAUUAUUAAAUUAAAUAUAUUAUAUUAACUGUCAGUUUAUUUCAAUAAUGAUAAUGACAAAUAAAACACCUAGUAGAAAACUUAAUAUAAAAAUCUAUUCUUAUCCCUCUCCUUUUUUAGCCACAAUUUAAUAUAGGUUUUACUUUUAAAAUAAGUACUUCUGUUCCUCCAUCAAAGAGGCAUUUAUUUACAGGAAUUGAUAACAAUACUCAAUCAAAAAAUAAAAUAACCUGCUUUUAAAACUAUUAAUAACUUAGUAACAAGGAAAAAAAAAACUAACUAGUUAACAUGACAUAAUUGAGUUGUUGGAUUGAGGUCACAACUUAAUAAAUAAUAAUUUAACUUGUAAAAAAUAACAUUACGUAACAAAAUAAUAAUUUGUUCUUUGAUUAUUUCAUCUCUUCCUAAGGUAUUUAAUCAUUUAAAACAAAUAAAUGUGGAACGAGAUUCUGAUUAAAUGGAGGAGCAGAUGAACAUAAUUUUUUUUUGAAAACUUUUUUUAUUGAAAGACUGCUUUGUUUCUUAGUCUAUGUAUUUUUUUUUUUUUUUUUUUUUUUUUUUUUUGUUUUGGUAGUACAUAUAAAUUCUGAAAUCACUAUUAAACCCCUUUCUUCCUCAAAAACAAAUAAAUAACUAUUUACAUAUACUUAAUGUAAACUGUAUUUAGAAUUAUACGUACGCAUAUACAAUGCUAAAAAUGAAUGCAAUUUAUGACUAAAUGUAUGGGUCAAAUGUAAAAUAGCUUUAAUCCAACGAGUGAGCCUAUUUGAACCCUUGUUAUGUCCCUAUAAUAAUAAUCCAAAUGCCAGUAUAUAUGUGCCAAUAUACGGCAGUAUAUACGCCAUAAUACGGCAGAAGAAUCUCUUUGAUAAUUUAAGAUAUCGUUGUAAAAUGAUUUCGGUACAGACAAUGUCUAAGACAUUUUUUGUAAAUAUAUGUAUUCUUGAACUGCUACAUAUCAAUCAAAUAUUGGUGUUGUAACCCUAUUCUUGUAAAUUAAAUCAUUACUGUAUUUGUAUUCUUCGUGAAUGUAAACAGUUGAAGCCCAUACAGGUUGUAAAUCUGUACUUUUUUGUAUAACCUCGCUCGUAUUAUAUUAUCAUUCUAAACAUUAAAUAAUUGUAAUUUUACUAUUUUUAACACCCUUGAAGUUAUAUAAUCCAUGAUUUCUACAAAUUAUAUUACAUUUUUUAUAACUGACAGAAAUCUUUAUAAUGCAUUUAUACAGUUCUUUUUUUGUCAAACGAAUUCCGUUGUUUCAUGCUGUACACUUUCAUUGCUGCGACAUUGUCACCCUUGUUAGACAGUAGUUAAGGGUGCUCAUUAAAUAAAAAUUUCAAGUAGUGAAAUGUACUGUAAAUUUGUGGACCAAAAUUUUAUGAAGCUAUAAUUUUAAUUUGUUUUUCACAUAAAAUAAAUGCAAAUAAUAAUAUAGGAAACUUAAAAUUACAAUAUGAUCUUUAGAAAUUUUAUUUUCAAAAAUAGAAAAUUAAACAAAAAAUAAUUUUACAAGAGUGAUGUUUAAUCCAUGGGCUUCUUCUGUCUUUUAUGAAAAAAAAAGUUUAUAAAAAUCAUUCUUUGUUCAUAUAUUUAAAAUGUACAGAAGAUCUCCUAUUUACUUUCCAGGUAUUCCAAACGCUUUUUUGCAGUUUAUUUCUUUUUUCCAUUUCUUUAGCCAUAAAUUCUCCUUGAUCAAAUCUACGAUCAAUAAUAUUCCGUUUGUUAAAAAAAAAAAAGAAGUAAUAAUACGUAAAAAUAUUAAGUUGUUGACCGUAGCUAAAAUGGUAUUUAAGCAGAAAACAAUACCAUGUUAAGCAAUGCCUAUUUAACUAUUAAAUAAUUACUAAUAUUGAAUCAUUUCAUUAAUUGUAUAAUUCCACUUAUCUUCAAAUGCUUGUUUUAAAACAAUAACUGUUUCUUUGAACAGUUUUUAGUUUCCAUUUUAGGGGAUCUUACUGUAGUUAUCUUCCAUUUUAAAUCAGAUAUAAAAGUAGAAAGGUAAGUAUGUAAAAAUAACAAUUUCAAUUUAUGUCUCUUUAAUGCUUUUCAAAAUGUUUAAAAAUAUAAAGACCAUAAUACACUGAGGCAAAAAAAAUGACCAGUUUUUGUUGUUUUCUAUUGAAGGAAUAAUUAAUAUAUUUAUCAUGUUUUUAAAAAAAAAUCAAGUUUAAACAAAAAAAAAAAGUUUUUUACGUUUUUUAAUUCUAUAUAUAUUUUUAAUACUCUUCCUUUAGAAUUACACUUAAAGUGUUCCAGGUAGAGUUCGAUGUGAAUUAAUCCAUCGAUAAAUGUUCAAUAGAUUGUAAAUCUGGACUAAAUGGUCAUUCAUUCAAAAAUCAGAUCAAAGUAUUAUCAUGAUAUCUAUAUGUAGUUACAUGUUAGUAUUUUUUAUUUUAUUUUUGUUUUUUGCGCCUCAGUGUUGUAUUUUUAUGUACAAAUAAAUAUAUUUAUUUUUUGUUCUAAUAUUACAUAUACAUAACAACUUGUUUGUAAAAUAAUAUAUGUCACACAACUAUAUGAUUAAGGAUAUUUUGCAUUUUUAAAGUCAUAACAUGUAAAUAUUCAUUAUACAUAAUUACAUUAUUUGUGAAUAUAUAUAUUUUACAAUAUAUCUCAAUGUAUUAUAUGAUUAUUCUUUUAUUUUGAAUUUAUUGUUAAAAAAAAUAUGUAAAUAUAUAAAUGUAUAAAUGUAUGUCUGUGUAAACUUAUAAAGUUAUAGUACUACAAUCCACCAUUAGAUGAAAUAUCAUGGGAAAAUAAGCGCUUUUGACUGUUUGGAUGAUAUUCUCUUCUUAUUCUCCAUAAUGAAAAUAAACGAAUCUGUAAUGACGUCAUGUGAACAUAUAAAUGUCCUAUGUUCCUUUAUUUUCAAAUAAAAAGGUUUAUUUCUCAUAAAUAGUUGUUAAUUUUUCCUUAAAGAAACUGUUUAAUCUGAAAUAUUUGUUAAACAAUGUAUUCAUGUAGUCAAAAAUACCCAAAUGAAUCAUGAAAUAAAGAUCAUUCCACUUUUUUUUUUUUUAGUAAAAAUUUUAAAUCAAAUACUUAGUAUUGGACCAUCUUAAUAAUAUUAAAGAUUGUCCAGGUGACAGAAUGACCCCAAAAAUAGUAGAAACUAUUAGGAAUGACCUGCUGGAUUGCUGGAGAAGGUUGACAGUACUGGAAGGUUGCAACAAUAAUAAUAAGAAAAUACCUACUUACCGAAUUCUUGAAUUUUGAAACAGAAAUGUAUAUAGAUAUAAAGUAAACUGAAUAUAAAUGUGUUGAG